UCCUAUCAACACUCUCAAAGAUGGCGGAGGUUACGACAAUGGUGAUCAAAGUUGACCUGAAAUGCUGCAAGUGCUACAAGAAAGUCAAGAAAGUACUGUGUAAAAUCCCACAAAUAAAAGAUCAAGUAUACGAUGAGAAGCAAAACACAGUUACUAUAAAAGUGGCGUGUUGCUACAGCCCUGAAAAAAUAUUGCAAAAGAUCCGCUGCAAGGGCGGUAAGUCAAUCCUAAGUAUAGAAAUCAAACCGCCGCCUAAGAAGCCAGAAGAGCCUAAGAAGCCACAAGAGAAACCGAAGGAACCAACGAAACCACAUCCGUGUGGGGGAUCGUGUGAACAGAUUGUUUGUGGGAGAACUCCAUGUUCUGGAAGGCCAGUUUGUGAUAGUUGGGUUAGUGGUUGUAAUUGUGGUUGCAACAGGGGUUAUUAUUGCAGGAAUCGUUGUGGUUAUUACAAUUAUUGUGAAGAACCUUGCUCGAUUAUGUAAUCAC
Pistacia vera is the source of this 489-nucleotide messenger RNA. Its product is annotated as protein PYRICULARIA ORYZAE RESISTANCE 21-like. Bases 21 to 485 code for a protein of 154 amino acids. The record is from RefSeq and is a predicted model, not a curated record. The transcript is spliced from 2 exons. Gene Ontology annotation, molecular function: metal ion binding. Lineage: Eukaryota; Viridiplantae; Streptophyta; Magnoliopsida; Sapindales; Anacardiaceae.